Molecule: messenger RNA, 1787 nt
Organism: Styela clava
Lineage: Eukaryota; Metazoa; Chordata; Ascidiacea; Stolidobranchia; Styelidae
Source: RefSeq, a predicted model, not a curated record
AUGAAAGCAAAGCCAAUUGCUGAAAUCACAGCGGAGGGAAAAUUUAAAUUAAAUGUUGGCAAUUUGACUGCUGUACUUCACAACCUAAAAUGUCAGGAUUUGGCAAUCGUUUCCAUGGCUGGAGCUUAUCGAACAGGAAAAUCAUUUAUGCUGAACUUUUUCAUACGGUAUCUUCGCAAUGAAGGGUGGAAAAAUAAAUACUGGUUUGGACCUGGAGAUAUGAAAAUACAAGAUGGUUUUAACUGGAGCCGUGGAUCAAAGCCUCAUACUUUGGGAAUUUAUGUUUGCUCUGAGAUAUUUCAUGUUGAAAAAGACGGAAAACAGCUCUCAUUAAAAUAUGCACUUGCUGCUUCUCGUCAUUUCUCAAUAAAAGAAAAGUCAUUUCAGAAACUUACUUUUUUGGUUCGAGAUUGGUAUUCCUUUGAAUAUCGCUAUGGUCAUGGUGGAGAUGAAUACAUUGAUGGAAUAUUGAAAAAUAUGAAUCCAAGGCAACCAGAAAGUGUUACGCAAGCGAAAGGAUCUAUCCAUAGUGGAUUUGAGCAUGUAAAUGGAUUCUUGAUGUCCAGACCAAACAAAGAAAUCGAUGGAGGCGAAGGAUUUUUAAGGCUUCAGAAUUCAGGUAAAUAUUCGUUAUGUGUGGAAUUGAGAAUAAAAAGUUUGCAAAUCAGUUCUGAAAUCAAAAGAAAUAAAUUCAGUCGAAAGAUAAAAUCGUAUGAGUGUAGAUAUGAGGAAAAUUUUGAAAAUAUCUUCAGCAACACCAUGCAAGAAAUUCUGGAAGAAUUUGAUGAGGAAACAGAAGAUCAAGGAGACUCUUUAGAUGAAAAAAUAUUAUUGGAGGCAAGAAUUGAUUUGGGAAAAACAAUGGAAGAAGUACUGAUUGAGGGAAUGCAAACAAACAACGUAAACAAGGGACUGAUUGAAACCAGAGUGGCUGAUGCAGUCAAAGCAUGUGUUUUGAAAUAUCAAGAGGCUUUAGAAGAGCUGAUGAUAAAAUCUUACGUGGAAGCCGGUGGAUUCGAAGUGAUUGAGAGACAUUACAUUGAAAAAGUUGACGCCCGGUAUACAAAUGAAGCAUUUAAGGAAUUAAUUAAAGAAGAAAUAAGAAAAGAAACCGAAGAGGCAAAAAAGAAGAAUGAGGAGAAUAAAGAAUACAAAACUGUUACAGCAGAUGAAAAUACAGUUGCAGAUUAUUUAGCGAUAGGAUUGAUAACAAUCACUUUUCCCAUCUGGGUUCCUCUAGGUUUGGUUGGAUUAUUGCUGGGUGGACUAGUGGCUGGAGUUGUAACGGGGGUUGUUAAGCUUAAAGAUUUAAUCAAGAAAAAGAUGAACUCCAAAAAGUAGUUCAAGGAAAGAGAAAUUAUCAUGAUUUGUAUCAUAUUUUAGAUUUGUCAUUAAUUGCUCAAUACUGGAGGGCUUUGCUGUUGUAAUUUUCAAUUAUUGAACUUUUAUAAUGCUUAGCUGAGCAAUUGUUUUUAAGUGAGGGGUGUAGAAAAAAUACUGCAGCCUCUGAGACAAUUUUAUGCAGCUUGCGAUGUUUUGUCGAAAAUAAAUAAAAAUAGAAAGGUUAUCCAUGAAUAACAUUCUGCUUAUCUGGCCUUAUGACAUUUACACUUAUCUUAUGCACUAUUCAUUGUUUAUAGUAGCACCUCAAGGUAUCAAAAGACAUCGUUAGUUUAAAAAAAAAGUUUUUUCAGUAUAGGCAGGUUUGGAAUCUGAUCUGCAUACACAUUUAGAAAUCCUUUCAUUUAAACGUGUUGAUCAAUCUUUUAAAUAAAUUUUAUCAAUUU